UCUGGUGGACCGACCAAGGAUCGUGACGUGGUGAUUGGUCACUAGACUGUAUAUUGAAAACUCUUCGAUUAACUGUAACAGCAUUGAGAUUUGGUCAGCGGACAUCUGUGAUACGUGUUAAGGAGUCUAUUUUAUGUGGAACAGGGACUUUACUCGGUGAUUUUGACUGUAAUCUAAAAGUUCGCUGUGGAUUUGUCCGAUCAUCAGGGUUUUGUGGUUGUAUCUGCUGCGACUGUCUGACUGACUAAAAGUGAUCCGGAGGCAACAUGAAGCUCUACAGUCUCAGCAUCCAUCACAAAGGAGCGACCAAAGCAAACCUCCUCAAGUCGGCCUACGACCUCUCCUCCUUCAGCUUCUUCCAGAGAUCCAGUGUUCAAGAGUUCAUGACAUUUACAAGUGCCUUGAUUGUUGAGCGAACAUCACAAGGAAGCCGUGCCUCUGUCAAGGAACAAGAGUACCUGUGCCAUGUCUAUGUUAGAAAUGACAACCUGAGUGCAGUGGUCAUUGCAGAUUCUGAAUACCCACAGAGAGUCUGUUUCACAUUGUUAGACAAGGUUUUGGAGGAGUUUUCCAGGCAGGUGGACAGUAUAGACUGGCCCUCUGGUAGUCCUGAAACCAUAAACUAUAAAGCCCUGGAUAUUCAUCUUUCUAAAUACCAGAACCCCAGAGAAGCAGAUGCAAUGACCAAAGUUCAGGCAGAGCUGGAUGAGACCAAGAUCAUUUUGCACAACACCAUGGAAAGUCUGUUAGAGCGAGGGGAGAAGUUGGAUGAUCUUGUGGCAAAAUCAGAGCACCUCGGAACCCAGUCCAAAGCCUUUUACAAGACUGCACGGAAACAGAACUCAUGCUGUGAAAUCAUGUGAUGCAGCUGCCUCGUCCUUGGGGACAAGCCUCUCUCUCUCUGCCUUUCUGCUUUUCCUACAACUCCCAUCAUGCCCCAGCCACCAGCUCUCAACAAAAAAGGACAGAACAGACUUUGUCUAAUCCAGGAUGGGGCUUCAGGAUCUAGAGCAAGAGAGGGUGGACGGCGGUGGUGACAAGGCAAAGUGUGACCUAUCCGGUGUGACUGAUGGGGGCUGACGCAGUGAUGGAGUUUGAUCCAGGGGAAGACGUAACUUUUGAAUUAUUUUUAACCUUUUAAAGGGGUUAAUAUCUGUGCAGUGUUUCAAUACCAGCUGAGGGUAAAACAGUGUGACGUUGUGUAUUGGUGAUGUGUCGUUGAAACGUCUUCAAACCAUUUAAUAUUUUUGAGAAUCAAAUCUUAAUAUUCUGGUCUCAGCUCUUAACACUUCAAAAGUAUUAACCACGGUUGUGCUUCUGCAUCUAGGCAACUCUGACAAUCUCACAGUCUUAUUUGUGAAUUGACAAUGUUUAAUUUUCAGUUUGAGUUUCAUUUAACUCCCCUCUCUAGAUGGCCCUGGUUAUUUACUCCAUUGUUUCAAUAAUCCUUAAUUUUUGGGGUCAAAUUUGAAAACUGUAAUGUCAGCAAAGGCAUUGCACAGCUGCUCUGAAGUUUGAUUUAAAAUCUCAGAAUUUUAUUUUGAAAUGUCUUUUCUAGACUGGAUUAAGUUACAUAAUUUCUUUGCUUUUCUCUGUCUUAUAGUGUUGAAUCUGAAACAUUCCCACUUUGGAUGAGUGUGAGUGAGUGGUGAAACUAAUAAAGAGUGAGAGAGUAGAUGUAAAGUGUAGAAAGAUGAUUCUCCAUAGAUGCAGCCUUAACAUGAAACCCCUCACAAACCCAUCACUCUGUCUCAAUAGAGGGGCUUGACUUCUCAUCUCUUCUAUUUAACUCUGUGUACUGUAGCUCUACUUUCUACUCUGAUAAUCCCCCACACAAGAUAAUUCACAAAAAAGGUUUUUAAAAUACAAAAACCCACUAAGAUCCACACAAUCCAGUCCAUGACUUGCUGGUUUCUCUAAAACCUGAGAUCACUGGUAUUUUACCAUCUCUCAUCAUGGCUGAGGUGAUUCUAGAAACCCUCAGAUGCUGCUGAUUUCUCCUUAAAUGGUUUUGAAGAGGGCAGUCGUAUCCGUGGUGACAUUAUAAAUUCACUUACUUCACAUACUGGUCUUACUAAGACACUCCACCACAGCUGACUGUUUUCACUGUCAGCAUGGUUUGCUGUAUUUAGGUCUGACUGAGUUGAAUUAUCUUUCUUCAGGAACUGCUGAUCAGUUGAAGCUAAAAGAUGCCUUCUGGUUGUGUAUUUUAGAUGUUUCUCUGCUCGCUUUCUAAUGUGUGUGUGUAUGAUUUGCUGAUACACAACAUCUGCAGGCUGCAUUGAUGUUGAGUGCCUGUGUGUGGGGACUAUUGUGUGUUUGUUGUGCGCUCUCUGAACUGCUCUAUCUGCUUUUACAGUGUAAAAUUUUGUGCAAUAUCUGCAGACUGUUGUGUAUCUCUCAUUUAAUAAAAAAAAGAGAGAAUUCAUGGAAAUAUUCCUCAUAAAGGACAGUAAAUUGACCUUUGUACACUAUUAUGGCAAAUUCCCAUUUAAACUGUGGUCAGAGUUGUGUUUGAGAUAUUUGUAAAAUUUCUUCCAUUCUAAAUUUCCAAUUAAUGUACUGAAUUUUAAAAUUUGUCAAAACUAUAAAGUCACUCUGUAGCUAUUUGAAGGUCAUGUCUUACUGACCAGUGUGUUGUAAACAGUCUGCAUUAAACAUUUUGAUCCACAUGUCAAAGACA
This is a messenger RNA of Cheilinus undulatus (humphead wrasse), 2683 nucleotides long. It is a transcript of the gene ykt6, whose product is annotated as YKT6 v-SNARE homolog (S. cerevisiae). Lineage: Eukaryota; Metazoa; Chordata; Actinopteri; Labriformes; Labridae. The record is from RefSeq and is a predicted model, not a curated record. The coding region runs from base 267 to 863 and encodes 198 amino acids. Gene Ontology annotation, cellular component: Golgi apparatus. Gene Ontology annotation, molecular function: SNAP receptor activity. Gene Ontology annotation, biological process: endoplasmic reticulum to Golgi vesicle-mediated transport. The transcript is spliced from 8 exons.